CUGUGCAGUUGGCAAACCACACACAAAUGCAAUAGAUUAGAAUGCUUUCUAUGGAGCAAUGGUAGAAGGUCACCAGCAGUUUUUCAUUCAGUUGUUGUUUCCUGAGAAGUCUCAAGAAAUAUAAUCUCUGCUGGGCCUUCUUAACCAUUGCUAUAACAUGAGCACUCCAGGUGAUGUCUUCCUUUAUGGCAACAUCCAGAAACCUAAAGCUAGCUACCCGUUCCACACAGUCUCCAUUGAUGAUCGGGCUGAAUGUCUGAUUUAUUCCUUCUAUAAUCUACUAUAAGAUCCUUGGUUUUAGCAGUGUUGAGAACCAAAUUAUUGUCUCUGCACCACAAGAGCAAUUGCUCCACCUCAUCCCAGUAGGCAGACUCAUCCUCUUUGGUGAUAAGCCCCACCACUGUUGUAUUAUCCGCAGAUUUAACAAUAAUAUUGCUGGGAUGAACAGGGGUGAAGUCAUAAGUAUAGAGGGUGUAAAGAAGGGGCUCAACACACCGCCCUGUAGGGAGCUAGUAUUAAGAAUAAGGGCUAAAGAAAUACAGUUGCCUAAUCUAUGCCUCUGACAGCAGACAGACAGAAAGUUCAAAAUCCAAAGGCAGAUUGAAUGUGAAAAAGCAAAGCUGACAAGUUUAGACACCAGUGUGUACGGAAGAAUUGUGUUAAAUGGAGAGCUAAAAUCCAUAAAGAGCAUCCUUACAUAGGUCCCCCAUUGCUCCAGAUGAGUCAGAGCAGUAUGGAGAGUGAUGGCUAUGGUGUCCUCCAUGGAACUUUGUUGCUUAAGGGAUUGCACUCAGAGACUAUGUUUAUAGUGCCAAGUGCUCCAAAGCACCUUUGGGAGAUUGAAUCCAAGAGUCUGAGCCAUCUUAAUAUUUAGAUACUCAAUGUGAUGUUUGCUUUGAAUUCCCUUUCUGUGGUCCUGAGUUUGAGCUCACCCUACCAGUACAUUCUAAUAUGCAUGUGAAAGGCUAUUAUUGCUCUGGGGGGAAAGCCUUGGCUAUUGCUUGAAUGUGGUGCUUGAGGUGGGAGCCAGUGGGAAGUGUCAUGUUUUAGCAAUACUGUUCCAUUGAAAAUUGUCUUCCAAACCUUAGAGCAUCUCUCAACCUCUUUUUUUCCCCUUAUCCUUUGUAUCACACGUAGAGGCGAGCUCUCUGGGCUUGUUGCUAUGACAACAAUUGGUAGUCCUCAUUUGCUUCGGCAUUUUGAUUGGUUGGGGACAAUGUUGCCUCUUUUGUGAGGGUGAAAGGGAGGAGGCCCACUCGAAUGAAAGCAGAAUGGAAAGAUGCCAAACUGGUCCAGAGUGUAAUGUACAUCUAUUGGGAAGAGGGGGGGAGGAAAUGGGGGAGUGUCCUUUGGCAACAGCAGAUGAUCAGACAGUGAGCUUGAAUAUAUGAUUCACAACUGCAUGCACCAGCAUGCUGCAUGCAGAGCAAGUGCAGCUCCAUCUGUCUUCAAUCUGGACCAAUCUGCUCUGGCACUUUGAGGACUCCAGCUGCCUUGGAUGAAGAAACAAACCCUUUGCCUUGUCAUCUGACUGCACAGCGGAGAGCGACUGGCCUUCAAAAGCUGCCUGGUACCAGAAUAGCUUGCUUAGCAGCUGUGAUCUCCUAAAGUAAGCAUGGAUUGAGAUAGUGAAUGUUGAAGAAAACCUCUGUUCCCAGGAAUAGAAAAAGUUCUAAAAUAAGUCAUCUUAGAGGGGGAAAAAGACCAGCUUUUCAAGGUGCAAUUCAAGGUCAUCAUUUUUAAAGCCCUGUGUGCACCGGGCCAUGCUAUCUGUGGGACCGCUUUUUCCUAAGGAUAUCUACCCUUCCUAUCAGAUCAGAUAAGGCUCAGCAGAUACCAAGUCUGAAGCAGUCAUGUCUGAAUUGGUACCAGAGCCACGGCAAAAGCCAGUAGUACCAAUGAAACCUGUCAGUAUUAAUUCCAACCUACUGGGUUACAUUGGGAUUGAUACUAUCAUAGAGCAAAUGCGGAAGAAGACCAUGAAAACUGGAUUUGACUUCAACAUCAUGGUUGUAGGCCAAAGUGGACUUGGAAAAUCAACACUGGUAAACACCCUGUUCAAAUCCCAAGUAAGCAGGAAGUCUUCAGGCUGGAACCGUGACGAGAAGAUCCCUAAGACUGUAGAAAUCAAAGCUAUUGGGCAUGUUAUUGAAGAAUGUGGUGUCAAAAUGAAGCUGACUGUUAUUGACACCCCUGGCUUUGGUGACCAGAUCAAUAAUGAAAAUUGCUGGGAGCCCAUUGAAAAAUACAUCAAUGAGCAAUAUGAGAAAUUCCUGAAGGAAGAGGUGAAUAUUGCCAGAAAGAAACGAAUCCCAGAUACAAGAGUCCACUGUUGCCUCUACUUUAUCUCUCCCACAGGCCACUCUUUGCGACCUUUAGAUAUGGAAUUUAUGAAACAUUUGAGCAAAGUCGUAAAUAUUAUUCCAGUUAUUGCCAAGGCAGACACCAUGACUCUGGAAGAAAAGAUUGAGUUCAAACAGAGGGUCCGUAAGGAACUAGAAGUCAAUGGAAUUGAAUUUUAUCCCCAGAAAGAGUUUGAUGAAGAUCUUGAAGACAAAACAGAGAAUGACAAAAUCAGGCAGGAAAGUAUGCCAUUUGCUGUGGUGGGCAGUGACAAAGAAUAUCAAGUGAAUGGGAAAAGAGUCUUAGGCAGAAAAACACCUUGGGGAGUCAUUGAAGUUGAAAAUCUCAACCAUUGUGAAUUUGCUCUACUACGAGAUUUUGUCAUUAGGACCCACCUUCAAGACCUAAAAGAAGUCACCCACAACAUCCACUAUGAAACCUAUAGGGCAAAACGACUGAAUGACAAUGGGGGACUCCCCCCAGUGACCAUAGAGACAGAAGAAAAUCAUGAAAGCAAUUUGUGAAUGAUCAAUACUGUUAUCUGUUGUUUCAGAAGCAUUUCAUUCUAUCUUUUUAUUUGAAUUCAGGCCUCUCUUAGAAACGUAUGGAAUAUCCUUCAUGAGUGUAUGGGAGAAAGAACAUAGAUAUGGAUUUCCAACUUUCCCUAUAUGUCCUCAAUUUGUUAUGGUUUGUUGCACAAUCAGCCAGAUGUUUAGACUGGAUUUGGCAUUUUUGUCCACCAUUAUAAUUAUUUUUAUUAAUUUUGUACCAGAAGUUCUAGUCUUCCGUUGUUUUCCAGUACUCAGUUGUGCAUCCUGAUUGUGGGAAAUGUAAAAAAAUCCUUGACGUGACACGAACUGUGAAACCAUGUGAAGCGCCUCCAAGGGUUGGUAGGAAAUGAGAUCAAUUUACUGUAAGCACUGUGGUGAAAAUAGACACAUAGAGUCAAGCUUUCCAGGUCUGGAUACUUUGCAUUGUGGUUGAUGGUUUGUGUUAUAAAUUCACUUCUCAAUGUAGAAAUAUUAAAAGUUAGACUGAGGUUGGGAUCUUACAGGCACUUCUGUAAUAGUAAAUGUAAUGAAAUCAGUGGGAGGAAUUAGUUGCCAAGUAAGUGUGUUUAGUUAGAAUUAAUAGGCAGGUGUGGAUAACAAUGUCAGGUUUUUCUUUCUCAUUAUUAUAGGAGAUAAACUAUUAUAGAGUUAAAAGCUAAUCUGGAAAUAUUGUUUUCUUAGAACAGGGGAAAUAACAUUUUUAAUAGUACCACAAUAUUCCUUAAAUCACCAUUAUGUAUCUCAGAUUCACAUACAUACCCACUACCUAAAAUCUGCCCCAUGUUAUUGUCAGACCUACCCUAAUGAAGUUUUGACAUUACAGUAAUGGAACAAUCCUUCUGGAUGUCUGAGGCAGCUGGAAAGCAAAGAAUGCAACAUUUCCAACUGUGCCUUUUGCCCUCUAACCCAGAGGUCUCCAAUCUUUUGGGCACUAGGGACCGGUUAUGUGGAGAGAGGUUUUUCUGCAGACCUUAGGGGGUGUGGUUUUGCGUGCUGCCUGCAUCCCGCAGAUGGGGCUUUGCUUGUGUGGCCCUAUUGAUGGCAUGCUGCGGCACAGUACCAGACCCUAGACCGGGGGUUGGGGACCCCUGCUCUAACCCACAGACUAUGGGAAAGAUGCCUGUAGCUAUUGUAUACUAAGACACUGUUAAGGAGGAUAUUUAAGGCACAUCCUUCUUUCAUCCUAAAAUGUGUCAUUUUAAUUCUGACUCAGAUCCUUGUAAGUUUGCCUCUAGGCAGUCAGCUUUCAUUCAAUUGCAAAUUGUACUGCUGAUUUCCAAAUACGGAAUCUGACUAGAGUACUCUAAUCUUUAGGUUUUCUGCUUUGUUCUCUUUUUAAAACAAAAACAGGUACUUAGUUUAUACAGUCAAAUGCUGAAAAUCAAAAUUUGUGGACUACCUAGAAAACAGAAGUGACUUGUGAGGAUCAGAAUUUCACUGCCACAUAGUGAGCCACCAUGUUUGCUGUUUCAUACUGUCUCCCAUAAUAUCAUGAUUAUUAACUAAUGUAACCCCACUUUUGGGGGAAAAAAUAGUCCUCUUUCAUUUUUAAAUGUGCACAUCUAAACAUCAAAGUCAAAUGUUCCUUCUAUAGAGUUCUCCAUAGUGGAAAUUAGCUAACAAAACAUUAAAAAAUAGAGAAAACAAAAGAAGCUGUUUACAGCUGAAUCUGAUGACUGUCUCAUCCCGUUCUAUACUGUUUGUCUUAUCUGGCAGUGGGUUUCCAUCCAAUCCUGAAGAAGACAACAAUUGAACCCUGAAUUCUUUACAUGAAGAGUGUCUGCUCUGUUAUGGAAUUAUGGCCUUUCCCUAUCAUAAAAUAUAUCACAGAAAUAUUAAAAAUGGAGUAAAAUUUGUAGCUGGUAUUAUAUAAUUUAUUGCUUAAUUCAAACAAUUCUAAGUCAGCAAACACUAAAUUAAAAAUCAAAGUUUAAUCAGUAAAAUUAAAGUUCCAUGCAUUAAGAAUCUCCUUAGGGAGGGUAUUUAAUUGAAUUGGAGCCACAACAACAGAAAUCCACCGAAACCCCUUUUUGAGUUUACAAAUUAUUAAAAUAUGAUCAGGAAUGUGGCAGAAAAGGUCAUCACAUUAUAGAAAAGUUGUCCGUAGAUUCAUUCAUAAAAUGUUUUCAGUCCUUCCAAAUAGAUUUUUGGCUCUAGAAACCUGGAAAAACUAACUGCCAUAUUUUAAUUUCUACAAAUACAUAUACAAACUUUUGCAGUAUGCAUAACUAUUUUGCAUAUAACAACUACUUAAAGUAAUAUACUUAAUCAAAGAAUAAGUGUUUUGAUCCUUUGUUCCUAGCUUAGAUAAAUGUCAAGGCUCUUCUGAAUUAAGAGUAAUAUAGUUUUCUAAAAAAAAUAGUAUAGAAAUGGUUUGUCAAUGCCUUCUUUUGAGAUUUUUUUUUUUUAUUUCUUAGUCUGGUUUAGUCCAAUGGAAUUUAAUCUUUUUCCAUUAACUCAAAAAAGAUAACAAAAGAGAAGUACAUUUGGAAUCCUUCAAGACAGCUUUAGAAGAACUCUCUCCAUAAAACCUCACGAGAUCAUAGGAGAAUUUAAUAGGAAAAUGUUUGCUAUAAUUUUGGAUUUAUUUCAAUAGACCUUAAUAUACAGUCUAGGUUCACACAUAUAUUACUGUAAGUUAUAAUGUGAUUUGAUUUACUAUAUGAGGUGAACUAAGCCAUUCUGGACUGUAACAUAGUUUGUGAUGUUGCAGUAUGUGGGAUCCUAACCUAUUAUUGCUUAUUCAUUACAGUUAAUCAAACUGUAACUUAAUAUGAAAUAUUAACCCAAAUAAUAUUUGACUGAAGCAACCACUCAACCGUAAGAAUGAGAGGGACAACUCUGUGUGUGUGUGUGUGUGUGUGUGUGUGAGAGAGAGAGAGAGAGAGAGAGAGAGAGGG
This is a messenger RNA of Crotalus tigris (Tiger rattlesnake), 5794 nucleotides long. It is a transcript of the gene SEPTIN3, whose product is annotated as septin 3. The record is from RefSeq and is a predicted model, not a curated record. The transcript is spliced from 13 exons. Gene Ontology annotation, biological process: cytoskeleton-dependent cytokinesis. Lineage: Eukaryota; Metazoa; Chordata; Lepidosauria; Squamata; Viperidae. Bases 1854 to 2867 code for a protein of 337 amino acids. Gene Ontology annotation, molecular function: GTP binding; GTPase activity; molecular adaptor activity. Gene Ontology annotation, cellular component: cell division site; presynaptic cytoskeleton; septin ring.